This is a messenger RNA of Maudiozyma barnettii, 258 nucleotides long. It is a transcript of the gene LSM6, whose product is annotated as U4/U6-U5 snRNP complex subunit LSM6. Gene Ontology annotation, biological process: maturation of SSU-rRNA; mRNA splicing, via spliceosome. The transcript has a single exon. The record is from RefSeq and is a predicted model, not a curated record. Lineage: Eukaryota; Fungi; Ascomycota; Saccharomycetes; Saccharomycetales; Saccharomycetaceae. Bases 1 to 258 code for a protein of 85 amino acids. Gene Ontology annotation, cellular component: P-body; sno(s)RNA-containing ribonucleoprotein complex; U4/U6 x U5 tri-snRNP complex. Gene Ontology annotation, molecular function: RNA binding.
AUGUCAAGUGUAGCACAACAAGAACCAACCAGUGCCUCUACCCAAUUUCUUUCCGAUAUAAUUGGUAAGCCCGUGAAUGUCAAGUUACAUUCCGGUAUGCUAUACGUGGGUACUUUGGAGUCCAUUGAUGGGUUUAUGAAUAUUGCAUUAUCUAGUGCUACUGAACACUACGAAAACAAAAACAACGGGCUAAUCAAUACUUAUAACAGUGACGUCUUUUUGAGAGGUACUCAAGUCAUGUAUAUAAGUGAGGUAUAA